Molecule: messenger RNA, 1266 nt
Organism: Rotaria sordida
Lineage: Eukaryota; Metazoa; Rotifera; Eurotatoria; Philodinida; Philodinidae
Source: the annotation of a GenBank genome assembly
AUGAGCCAGUACUCGAAAGCACUUUCAUCGUUAGAAGGAUCACUUGAAAUCCAAAAAAUAGCUCUCCCUCCGAAUCAUCCCUUAUUGGCUAUUUCCCACAACAACAUCGCUAUGGUGUAUUCUCACAUGGGCGAGUACUCGAAAGCACUUUCAUCGUACGAAAGAUCACUUGAAAUCCUCAAAGUAGCUCUCCCUCCGAAUCAUCCCUUAUUGGCUACUUCCUACAACAACAUCGCUAUGGUGUAUGAUAACCUGGGCGAAUACUCGAAAGCACUUUCAUCGUACGAAAGAUCACUUGAAAUCCGUAAAAUAGCUCUCCCUCCGAAUCAUCCUGAUUUUGCUCAAUCCUACAACAACAUCGCUAUGGUGUAUGAUAAGGUGGGCGAGUACUCGAAAGCACUUUCAUCGUACGAAAAAUCACUUGAAAUCUUGAAAACAGCUCUCCCUCCGAAUCAUCCCGACUUGGCUACUUCCUACAACAACAUCGCUAUGGUGUAUGAUAAGAUGGGCGAAUACUCGAAAGCACUUUCAUCGUACGAAAUAUCACUUGAAAUCUUCAAAAUAGCUCUCCCUCCGAAUCAUCCCCAUUUGGCUACUUCCUACAACAACAUCGCUUCAGCGUAUUAUAACAUGGGCGAGUACUCAAAAGCACUUUCAUCGUUAGAAAGACCACUUGAAAUCUUCAAAAUAGCUCUCCCUCCAAAUCAUCCCUCCUUGGCUAGUUCCUACAACAACAUCGCUUCAGUGUAUUAUAACAUGGGCGAGUACUCAAAAGCACUUUCAUCGUACGAAAGAUCACUUGAAAUCCGUAAAGUAGCUCUCCCUCCGAAUCAUCCCUUAUUGGCUACUUCCUACAACAACAUCGCUAUGGUGUAUGAUAAGAUGGGCGAGUACUCGAAAGCACUUUCAUCGUACGAAAGAUCACUUGAAAUCUUCAAAAUAGCUCUCCCUUCGAAUCAUCCUGACUUUGCUCAAUCCUACAAUAACAUCGCUAUGGUGUAUGAUAACAUGGGCGAGUACUCGAAAGCACUUUCAUCGUACGAAAGAUCACUUGAAAUCCGAAAAAUAGCUCUCCCUCCGAAUCAUCCCCAUUUGGCUAGUUCCUACAACAACAUCGGUAUGGUGUAUUCUCACAUGGGCGAGUACUCAAAAGCACUUUCAUCGUUAGAAAGAUCACUUGAGAUUUUGAGAAAGUCAGUGCCUUCUACUCAUCCUCAUUUGGUAUUUGUGAAAAGAAACAUUGAAAAUUUAAGAAACAGAUUUUAG